Messenger RNA from Prorocentrum cordatum, 4687 nucleotides. NCBI's taxonomy places the organism in Eukaryota, Dinophyceae, Prorocentrales, Prorocentraceae. The record is from the annotation of a GenBank genome assembly.
GGCGCCGAGCUUGUCCAGCUGUUCGCCUGCGCCUGGCUGCUGUGGGAGGGCGGCGCGCGCCUCCCCGCGCUGGGCGCCACUCACGUGCAUCGGCACUGCAGGGGGUCGGCCGUCAGCAACGGUGCGAUCAUCAAGGUGUCCUCCUACUCCUCCGCCUACUCCGAGGUCUUCGCGGGCGCUCUGGGGCUAGCAUGGUACCGGGCCCUCCGCGAUCGCUUCGGCGGGCGGGCUUCAGGAGCCUUCGUCGAGUUCGCGGACUCCGACUUCGCGCGCGGCGAGCGGGAGGCUUUCGAGGUGCCGGACGUCCUCGGGGCGAUCACCAGCAUGCGGGCUCCGGCUUCUGAGCAGGCAUGCUCCAUCGGGCGCGUGGCACGCGCCCCGGAGCGCGGCGCUGCAGCCUUCGACGCGGAGGUGGCGGACGGGCGCAAGCUGGAGGACGCCGACAUCGCCAUCAGGGAGGAGUACGCCGCGAAGGUGCGGGGCUGCGAGCCUGAGGCGGGGAGCGAGCCGUUCGAGCUGUCCAAGUCGCUUCGUGCCCACAUCAUCGGGGAUCAGUGGAAGGAUGAGGAUCUCGGGCCUAUCUGCAUGCAGCUUCGCGCCGAGUCUGGCGCCGGCGAUAGCCCCGAGGCGCAGCGUCUCGGCGAGGACUUCGCGCUCGAGCAGUUCGCGACCGUGGGCCCAGGGGAGCAGCGCUGGCUGCUAGUCCUCCCUGCGUCGGGCGGACCGGGCUCGGGCAUAUCGUGGAGGCGCUUCAUCUUCCUCCGUGUUCAUGCUGGUCCGUCGGGGGGCCACAAGACGGUGGUCGCCACUCGUGAGUGCGCCCGGCGGCUGGUGGUCUGGCCGGGGCUCGCGGCGGACAUCGAGAAGUGGUGCGCUAGCUGUUGGGCCUGCCUCCGAUUCAGGAAGCAGACUACGAAGGUUCAGGCCAGCUUCAUCGUGGCACGGCACCGGCUUCCAUUUCAUCAUGUGGUCAUCGACGUGGAGGGCCGCAUCACCCCCCCCGACGUCGACGGGUUCGCGUACGUGCUGACCUACAUCUGUGUGACGACGGGGGCCCCCCUUCUCGAGCCGCUCAAGCACCUGCAGCACUCCGAGGUUCGUCGCGCCUUCUUUCGAUGCGCGACUCGGGCCAAGACCUGGCCGAUGCUGGUGAGUUCGGAUCGUGGCAAGGAGUUCUGCAACGCUCUCAUGGAAGAGCUCUGGGCGCUCCUCAACUUCGCAGGCCGCUUCGGCACGUCGUGGAGGCCCUGCGAGCAGGCGGACGCGGAGCGGUCCCACAUCGAGUGCGCGAGGGAGAUCGGCAUCUUCCUGCACGACGUCUUUAAGUGUGCCCCCGGCCAGUGGGCCGAGCUGCUGCCGAUCGUCGAGUUCGUGCUGUGGAACUCGCCCGGCAAGUCGGCGCUGUCGCCGAGGGACCUCUGCAUGGGUUGGUCGUUGGCUUCGCCGCUGGAGAGGGAGCUGCUGCCGCUGGAGCCCGCCGUUCGCGAGGCAGUCUCCGACGUCGCGGCGGCACAGUUUGAGCAGUUCAGGCGUUUGCGGGAGGUUUACCUUCAGCAUCGGGCUCGAGCCGGCCGGCGCAGGGCGGAGCUGGCUAAUCGCACGAGAUCGUCGAGGCGCCCGGAGGUCGGGGACAUGGUGUUGUUCAAGGACCCGAAGCUCUCCAAGGCCGUGGCCGGGCACGCUCCGGGCCGCCGCCCUCUGCGCGGCCCCUUCGAGGUCCUCUCCACGAAGGGCAACGUCGCCACGUUGCGGGACCCCGAGACCCGGCAGGUGCUCAAGGAUAUCCACGGCGAUUUCUUGAUCGGCGUCCCGGGCUUGGUCGACGACACGGAGCGCAUCGUGAAGUUGGAGGAGGACGACGGCCGUGGCAGGGCCUCUGCCGGACAGCUGCUGGCAGCGCGGCUGGCCCCUGGAGGCGGCGAGGCCGCCGAGGCGCUGGCGCCGCGCGUGAAGGCGCGGAUGCGAGAAGUGAAGGUCGGGCGGCUCGUGGCCUACCAGGGCGAGGAGGCGAAGCGCUGCCGGGUGGGCAAGGUGCUGAGCCUGGCCGAGGACCUGAGCAGCGUGACGGUGCACGUGUACCAGGCGGCGGUCGACGGACGGCUGCAGGUGGUCUGGACAGCGGCGUACGACCGCCAGGAGGGCGCGGACUUCCAGCGGCAGAGGGUCGAGACGCUGGAGGCGAAGCGGGUGCUGGGUGUCGUGGAGCUCAACAAGGGCGUGCUGAACCACGCGGCGGCGAGCAGACUGGCGCGGGCCGGCUGGCGGCUGGACGAGGGGACCGUCCGGCGCGGUGCCUUGGCGGCGGCGGCAGUGGUGCCGGCCGCGCCACGGCUCUCCGACCUCCCUUCGAGCCGCGUCAUCGCGCUCGUCGCAGCUUGCCGUCCGCUCGAGGAGCUCGACCUGAAGAUCGGCGAGGUCCAGGCGUGGGCGCACGGCGUCCCCCUCUUCGUGGAGAUCUUCGAUGGGGUCGGGAGGCUCUCGCAGGCGGUCCAGAGCUUAGGCGCAGCCAACGCGGUGUGCAGCGUGGUGGCCGGCAUCGACCUUAAGCGCAGGACGUACGGGCAGUACUGGGACCUCAGCAGGGCCAAGGACCGCGCCCGGCUUCGCUACCUGCUCUUCGAGGUGCUGAGGCCGGCAGGAGCCCACUGGGCGCUCCCCUGUGCGAAGUGGAGCAGCCUCGGUGGCCACCAGCCCGACGCCAACGCGCACGCGCUAGCUUCUUUCACCAUGGACGGCCUCGAGCACCUCGACGGCGCGGGCUGCCUGGCCUCCUUCGAGGGCCCUCGUGCGCACGCGCUGGUGGCGAGCGUGGAGUGGCAGCAACGGUUCGGGUCAGCCGAGGCGCCGCGCGGGCGCUGGCGGCACGUGCUCCCCGACGGCUGCAUGUUCCACUGCAGGAGCCCGGACGAGGAGCCCUUGGCCAUGCAGAAGCCGUACGUCAUCGUGGGCAACUUCCCGCUGGACCUGCUGGACGUUCAGUGCCGCCGUGGAGCGCUGCGGCCUCUAGGGCGCGGCCUCGAAGGCGUCGAGGUCGCCUCCGUGGAGCAGCGCGGCGACGCCGGGAGCUCCAUGAUCGGAGCCGCGCGAGCGCUGGAGGGGCCUCGCAUGCCCUGCGAGCCGGGACGCGCGGCCGCUCCGGCUGCUGGGGUGACUAGGUCGGUGGACAAGCUGAGCGACGCCGAGAUGGCGGAAAGGAAGGCGCGGCGCGAGCCAGCGGCGGCGGCGGCGAAGAAGAAGUGGGCCGAGCUGGCCAAGAAGGGUGACUGGGACCAGGUUCGGAUGCCCGGCAAGUGCUUCAGGUUUGCCGAGGUGAAGAUUUCGCCGAGGCGCUCGGCGGAGUACAAGGCCAAGGUUCUGGAGGCGGUCGGGCUCGUCGGCGAGUGCGCGGGCUACAAGCACCUGGGCAGCCAGGAGCUGGAGGCGCUGAAGGAGAUGAUCAGCCUGAAGGCCGAGGCGUUCUGGGUGAAGGGCACCGCGCGGACGGUCAUGCGCGGCUUCAAGCACGACGUGGUGACGACUGGCUUGCCUGCGCGCGGGCCGCCGAUCCGCUUGAAGGGCCCGGAGUCUUCCAUCGUCCGCGAGGAGCUCGAGGCGGGCGUGGAGCAGGGGCUGUACUCCCGGGGGACUUCGCCCUGGGGCAGCUGGGCCUUUCCGACCAAGGAGCACGCGAGCGGCCGAAGGCGUCGGACCGUCGUGGACUACCGGAUGGUCAACCGCAGGAUGGUGAUGUUCGUGUACUACAUCCGCCGGUGCCGAGACGUCAAGGGCGAGCUGGUGGGCUGCGCCUUCAUCUCUGGCAUGGACGGCGCUCGCGGCUUCAACCUCCUGGUCAACACUGAGCACGCGAAGGAGGUCCUGGCUGUGCUGGCGGACUGCGGCUGCUACCUCCCCGAGGUGCUGCAGCUGGGGCCAGCGACGGGGCCCUUCGACUUCCAGUUCUGCACCGACGAGCUGUUCACUGGCACCGGCCGCGGGCGCUACGGAUCGGUCUGGAAGAAUUACAUCGACGACUUUUGGGUCAGGACGGGGCAGUGGCUGAACGGUCGCGCCUACACCGACCGAGAGUACGAGGAGAUGCUGGCGGCCAGCCAGAGCUACGACCACGCCAAGGGCGUGCUCGUGGGGCUGUGCGUGGCGCAGUCGGCCACGGGAGCGGCGGCUCUGGAGGGCGGCGGCGUUGCCUUGGCGAACGGCCUCCGCAUGCUGGUGGUGGCUGCCGCGGUGCGCACGGCGUCCUUGGUGGAUGAGGGGCUGCGCGCGGGCGUGCAGCUGACGCGGGACAUCUUCGAGGCGGCCGGCGACCUGGUCCAGAGCGUCUCCUGGAACCUCAGCGGGCUCAUCCACGAGGUGUGCGAGGGGGCGGUCCUGGUGGUGCGCGUCCUGGUCGUCGUGCAGUGCUGCUACGCUCUUUACUGCCUGCGCUCGUGGGUGGCUUGCCGUGCGCAGCGGGCGGCGCUGGAGCGCGCCGCCACCGCCGGCGAGGCGGCUCAGCGCGGACUCACGUCCAGCGCGCGAACCUGCGAGGCCGGCGACGGGCCCGCCUUCGGCCGCGAGCCGAUGGCCAGAGCGGCAGCCGCUGGCAGGAGCCCGAGCGGGGCCAUCUCGUCAGCAGAUGGCGCCGCCAGCCCUGUGGUGGCGCUGUGGCGCGAGGCGGAGUUCGAGACCCCCCUGAUCGGGGCGGCGGCAC